Molecule: messenger RNA, 381 nt
Organism: Sugiyamaella lignohabitans
Lineage: Eukaryota; Fungi; Ascomycota; Dipodascomycetes; Dipodascales; Trichomonascaceae
Gene: mis18
Product: kinetochore protein Mis18
Exons: 1
Coding region: 1-381 (126 amino acids)
Biological process (GO): chromosome segregation; CENP-A containing chromatin assembly
Cellular component (GO): nucleus; chromatin; chromosome, centromeric region
Source: RefSeq, a predicted model, not a curated record
AUGAAUUAUGCUACUGAGAGCUUAAGCGUGCUGGAAGCUAUUUCUGUUGUCCCGUCUCGUCAGGAAACUGAAGAUUCAGGUUCGACAUACUGUGAAUUAUUAUGUACUGGCUGUUCAACGUCAAUUGGUCGCGUAUACAAGAGUACGCCUCACACCUUGGACCAUUUACGUGAUAAAUACACGUUCUUCACGUCCAAGUCGAAAUGUUACGAAGUGGGCAAACUGGAUAUCAUUCCUCAAGCAGUCGAUGCAGAAAUCAUCCAGGCCACUAGACCCAGUCCCGACGACGUUGCCAAACGGUUUGCAGUCCUCGAAGCGGUGGUUCUUGCUCUUCACAAGCGCAUCGAUUCGCUGACCGCAGACUCUACUGACACGGUCUGA